GCUGCGGCCUCCCCUGCGCGCAGCCACCCGGCGACCCGGCCCGCGGCCCCGCUGACCCCGGGGCCCGCGCCCCCCGCGGCAGGGAUGCAUCAUGGCCACGCUGGCUUGCAGGGUGCAGUUCUUGGACGACACGGACCCGUUCAACAGCACCAACUUCCCCGAGCCCAGCCGGCCGCCGCUGUUCACGUUCCGCGAGGACCUCGCGCUCGGCACCCAGCUGGCCGGAGUCCAUCGGCUGCUGCGGGCGCCGCACAAGCUUGAUGACUGCACGCUGCAGCUCUCCCACAAUGGCACCUACCUGGACUUAGAAGCCACCCUGGCAGAGCAACGGGAUGAGCUGGAAGGCUUCCAGGAUGAUGCUGGGCGGGGCAAGAAGCACAGCAUCAUCCUGAGGACGCAGCUGUCCGUGAGGGUCCAUGCCUGCAUUGAAAAACUGUACAACUCCAGUGGACGAGAUUUAAGAAGGGCCCUUUUCUCCCUGAAGCAGAUAUUUCAGGAUGACAAGGAUUUGGUGCAUGAAUUUGUAGUGGCUGAAGGUCUGACGUGUUUGAUCAAGGUGGGAGCUGAGGCUGAUCAGAACUAUCAGAACUACAUCCUGAGGGCUUUGGGACAAAUUAUGUUGUAUGUGGACGGGAUGAACGGAGUGAUUAAGCACGAUGAGACCGUUCAGUGGCUGUACACUCUCACUGGGUCAAAGUUCCGCCUGGUGGUGAAGACAGCCCUGAAGCUGCUGCUUGUCUUUGUGGAGUACUCGGAGUCCAAUGCUCCUCUUCUAAUUCAGGCUGUCGCUGCUGUUGACACAAAAAGAGGUGUCAAACCCUGGUCAAAUAUCAUGGAAAUCCUGGAGGAAAAAGAUGGGGUUGACACAGAGCUGCUGGUUUAUGCAAUGACUUUAGUCAACAAGACAUUGUCAGGAUUGCCAGACCAAGACACCUUCUAUGAUGUGGUGGACUGCCUGGAGGAGCUAGGCAUCGCAGCUGUGUCCCAGAGGCACUUGAGCAAGAAAGGAACUGACCUGGACUUAGUGGAGCAACUGAACAUUUAUGAGGUGGUGCUCAGGCAUGAGGAUGGUGACGAGACGGUGGAGCUGCCCCCCAGUGGGUGCCGGGACCGCAGGAGAGCCAGCGUGUGUUCCGGUGGCAGUGGCGGGGCUGAGCACCGUGGCCUCGAUUGCAGGAGGAGCCGCAGGCACUCUGUACAGAGCAUCAGGAGUCCCCUGUCAGCUCCCACCAGUCCCAGCUCUCAGUCAGCACCUGGCCUCCAGCCCAGUCAAGUGCCGGAUGUCCGUGAGAAGGAUGAGGAGGAGGAAGAGGAGCAGCCAGUCACGGAGCCCAAUUCAGAGGAAGAGAGAGAGAACGAUGCCCCCUGUCAGGGCAAGGACAGCGGCGAGUCCAGCCCUGCCUCUGAGCAGAACACCACUGGAAAGGAUGCUACUCCUGAGAGUUUGGCAUCCCCAGCUGCCUUGAGCGCCACCUCUCAGGGAAUGAGGCUUCCAGCCGGCAGUGCAGCGGGGAAUCCCCUGUGCAGCAGGUCCUCGGAGCCUGAGGCCACCUGGCCUGCGCUCCUGCCACCCCCAACCCCUGCCUCGGCUUCUCGGCCCUCUUCCACCACCCAUGGCUCCCUGAAAGCAUCGCCGACCAUAGACAAGCUGCCCUACGUGCCCCACAGCCCCUUUCACCUCUUCUCCUAUGACUUUGAGGAUUCUCUCUUAGUCACCAAAGAAAAGGAAGCAGAAUCCCAGAAGGAAAACAGAUACAGCAACUUCAGCAAGAACUCUUACCACUCCUCCAGACCCCCAUCGGGAUCCAGUGUGCCCACCACCCCCACAUCAUCCCUCUCUCCCCCACAGGAGGCCAGGCUGGAAAGGUCACCACUGAGUGGUCUCCUCACCUCGUCCUUUCGGCAGCACCAAGAGUCACUGGCAGCAGAGAGAGAGAAGCGGCGGCAGGAGAGAGAAGAAAGAUUGCAGAGGAUAGAACGGGAAGAAAGAAACAAAUUCGACCGGACAUACUUAGACAAGAGAGAAGAGCAGAGACAAGCAAGAGAAGAAAGAUACAAAUACUUGGAGCAGUUGGCAGCUGAGGCGCAUGAGAAGGAGCUGAGAAGCCGGAGUGAAAGCCGGGGCAGAGCUGACCUCUCCUUGGACCUGACCUCGCCAGCAUCCCCUGCGUCCCCUGCCCCUCUGAGCCAUAGCCCUGCAUCUCUAGACUCACAAGAGGCUCUCACAGUAUCCUCCUUCUCCCUGGAAACACCUCAGCAUCCCCAAGCGAGUGCUGGGCAUCCUGAGCCCGAACCUGAGGCAGAGCCAGGAGCAGAGGCAGAGGCGGGGCAGGUUGUGGACGAAGCCGGCCAGGACUUAGCCUCUGCCGGAGAGGGAGCAGAGGACGAAGUGCAGCCGGCGCUGGAGCAUGAGCCAGAGGAAAGCGCCUCCCUCAGUGAGAAAGAGAGGAAGAACGAGGAGGUGAACGAGAGGGACAACUGCUCCGCCUCCAGCAUCUCGUCCUCCAGUAGCACAUUGGAGAGGGAGGAGAAGGAAGACAAACUCUCCAGGGACGGGGAGACUGGUUUGUGGUCUGCGGGCAUUCAGGAUGCAGGUGUAAAUGGACAGUGUGGCGACAUACUCACCGACAAACGCUUCAUGCUGGACAUGCUGUAUGCCCAUAACAGAAAGUCUGCUGAUGACGAGGACAAGGAGGAGGGCGGGACCGGGAGGACUGAGCAGGAGGCAGAGGCGGUAGCCAGCCUCGCCGCCAGGAUAUCCACCCUGCAGGCCAACUCCCAGGCCCAGGAGGAGAGCAUCAGGAGGGUGGACGUGGGCUGCCUGGACAACCGGGGCAGCGUGAAAGCAUUUGCUGAAAAAUUCAACAGUGGGGACCUGGGGAGAGGCUCCGUCUCCCCAGAUGCCGAGUCCAGUGACAAGGUGCCCGAGACAGCACCAGGGCAGCUGAAGACGGAGUCCGAUUACAUCUGGGACCAGCUCAUGGCCAACCCGAGGGAGCUCAGAAUCCAAGACAUGGAUUUCACCGACUUAGGGGAGGAGGAUGACAUUGACGUCCUGGACAUGGACCUGGGUCACAGGGAGGCCCCGGGGCCACCACCUCCGCCCCCACCCACCUUUCUGGGUCUGCCACCCCCACCCCCUCCACCCCUGUUGGACAGCGUGCCCCCCCCUCCAGUCCCCGCUAAUUUAUUGGCUCCUCCUCCUCCAGUGUUAAAUGCUCCUCAGGGCUUAGGGUGGUCCCAGGUACCCAGGGGUCAGCCCGCAUUCGCUAAGAAAAAGAAGACCAUCCGUUUGUUCUGGAAUGAAGUCCGGCCAUUUGAGUGGCCGUGUAAAAACAACCGACGCUGCAGAGAAUUCCUGUGGUCGAAACUGGAACCCAUUAAGGUGGACACUUCCAGAUUGGAGCACCUGUUUGAGUCUAAAUCCAAGGAACUGUCUGUCACAAAGAAAACUGCUGCAGAUGGGAAAAGGCAGGAGAUCAUUGUUUUGGAUUCCAAGAGGAGCAAUGCUAUCAAUAUUGGUCUGACGGUGCUGCCCCCUCCAAGAACAAUUAAGAUUGCCAUUUUGAAUUUUGAUGAAUAUGCCUUAAACAAAGAAGGAAUUGAGAAAAUUCUAACCAUGAUUCCCACCGAAGAGGAGAAGCAGAAAAUCCAGGAAGCUCAGCUGGCCAACCCCGAAGUGCCCUUGGGCAGCGCAGAGCAGUUCCUCCUCACGUUGUCCUCCAUCAGUGAGCUCUCGGCUCGGCUGCACCUCUGGGCAUUCAAAGUGGAUUAUGAAACUACAGAAAGGGAAGUGGCGGAACCACUUUUGGACCUGAAGGAAGGCAUAGACCAAUUGGAGAACAAUAAAACCUUGGGCUUUAUCCUGUCUACCCUCUUAGCCAUCGGGAACUUUCUAAAUGGAACAAAUGCCAAAGCAUUUGAGUUAAGCUACCUCGAGAAAGUUCCAGAAGUCAAAGACACAGUGCACAAGCAGUCGCUUCUCCACCAUGUGUGCACCAUGGUGGUGGAAAACUUCCCAGACAGCUCCGAUCUGUACUCGGAGAUCGGGGCCAUCACCAGGUCAGCCAAGGUUGAUUUUGAUCAACUUCAGGAUAAUUUAUGUCAGAUGGAGAGAAGAUGCAAAGCUUCAUGGGAUCACCUCAAGGCAAUUGCAAAACAUGAAAUGAAACCAGUUUUAAAACAACGAAUGUCAGAGUUCCUAAAAGACUGUGUAGAGCGAAUUAUAAUUUUGAAGAUUGUCCAUAGAAGGAUAAUUAACAGAUUCCACUCCUUUCUGCUCUUUAUGGGCCAUCCGCCUUACGCCAUCCGGGAGGUGAACAUAAACAAGUUCUGCAGGAUCAUUAGUGAAUUUGCGCUGGAGUAUCGCACCACCAGAGAAAGGGUUUUGCAGCAGAAACAGAAACGGGCCAACCACAGAGAGAGAAAUAAGACCAGAGGGAAGAUGAUCACUGAUACUGAUGACGAGGAUGAAGUUGAGUCUGGCAAGUUCUCUAGCACUUCUCCGGGGCCACCAAGCCAGCCUCAGGGUCUGAGCUAUGCUGAGGAUGCAGCUGAGCACGAGAACAUGAAAGCUGUGCUGAAAACCUCUUCCGCCGUGGUAGAGGACGCCACCCCCGUGCUAGGGGUCCGCACGCGCAGCCGAGUGGCCCGAGGAACCACUAGUUCAUGGACUAUGGGAACUGAUGACUCACCUAACGUCACAGAUGAUGCAGCCGAUGAGAUCAUGGACCGCAUCGUCAAGUCGGCCACCCAAGUGCCCAGUCAGCGAGUGGUGCCGCGGGAGAGGAAGCGAUCCCGGGCCAACCGGAAAUCCCUACGAAGGACCCUGAAGAGCGGCCUAUCUCCAGAAGAAGCCAGAGCCCUGGGCUUGGUGGGCACCUCAGAGUUGCAGCUGUGAUGAUGCUCACUCGUGGGUUACCCUAAGAAGUAUGCUGAGCAAAGGGGAGCUCUUGCUGGAUGGAACUUCUCCAGCGGGGGAGCGGGGAGACUUGACAUCAUCAUCUGAUGGUUCGGGAAGGGAGCACUCGUUUCAAGGGGUCACCACGAGGCUUGUGUUUCCCAUGACGCAUUGACGUGGAUCUCCAGGAGUCUCCUGCACAUACCUUCUUCAUUGUGUCAGCUGUGUUUCUCUCAAUUCCUUGACACCUGGUUUAUUAGUUCCAAAGUGUGACACCUUUUCUGGGCUAGGAACAGCCCUUUUAAGGAGCAAAUCACUUCUGUCACAGUUAUUAUGGUAAUAUGAGGUAAUUUGAUUAGAUUCACAGACUGGGUCUCCACAACACCAAAAUAUCCAGAUGUAAACUCCAAACUUGUACACAAAGAAAGCACAGAUUGUUUACCAGUUGUGGAUUUUAGAUGUACUAAAUGUUUAUACAAAUUCAUAAAUGUACACCAUGAUUCAAAUACUAAAUAAACAGAGUUUAAUGUCAUAA
Molecule: messenger RNA, 5435 nt
Organism: Cynocephalus volans (Philippine flying lemur)
Lineage: Eukaryota; Metazoa; Chordata; Mammalia; Dermoptera; Cynocephalidae
Gene: FHOD3
Product: formin homology 2 domain containing 3
Exons: 28
Coding region: 92-4900 (1602 amino acids)
Biological process (GO): sarcomere organization; cortical actin cytoskeleton organization; cardiac myofibril assembly
Cellular component (GO): cytoplasm; cytoskeleton
Molecular function (GO): actin filament binding
Source: RefSeq, a predicted model, not a curated record